AUGGCAGAUUCCGGGCCGGUGAGUAGCACCGACCGUCCUGUUGCGGCCUCGGCACAGGGAAGCGCACGGAACGCGACUUCCACGAAAGAAGGCUCUCCCUCCGCGAGAUCGUCAACUAUUUCGUCAUCCGCGUCCGCUCCGAACGAUGGCAAUGCCGUUGCAGGUGGAAACACAGGCCGGACAGACAGCAAAGGAAGCACGGCGUCGGCUGAUGCUUCAGCGCCUGCUGGGAGCGCAGUGAGUGCCAGCAGUGGCGCUUGUGCCGGCAAGAAGGCAGGCGCUGGAGAGACGCUUCAGAAGGGUACCCAGAAGGGCUCCAGCAGCAAACAUGGAGGGUCUACUUCCAGUAAGAGCACGGGCGGAGGCUCGGGGUCUUCCUCCUGGAAAAACGGAACCAGCUGCCAAUCCAGCAAAACAUCAGGGAGUCACGGUUCCAGCGGACAGGGCAACCAGAAGAACAGCUCGAGUGGCCAGAAACACGGCAACGAGAGUUCUCAAGGGGGCAGCUCAUCGGCCAAGAAAGACGUGGGUGGCUUCGACAGUGAGUUGAGUGCGCGCGAAUUGCGAAAGAUAAAGUACUACGAAGAGAUGUUUGCUAGAUUGGCAAACGAAGAGCGCCAGAAGCAAGGCACCACCGUGUCCAGUUCGUCGUCCAGCGCUACGGGGGGGACGGGUUCGUCCAGCGGGAGCUCGGAGAAGCAGUCCAAGAAGGGCGGGACGCAUCGGGCGGAUGGCUCUGGAGGCGCCUCCAGCAAAGCGGGCGCCUCCGGAGCCAGCCGCAGCGAAGGAUCCACCAAGAGUCAAGACACACAGCCCGAGAGGAACAGUGUGACAACGUCGCCUGGGGCUCACCAGGCCGUGGCGUCGCAGCCUUCUGGAUCAGUUGGUAGCCGCGGGUCUGGCGGUGGGGGCACGAAGCGAAAACAUAACCGUGUGAUUGAUUCAUCGGACGACGAAGGGCCGCCAGCGUCGCCACGACCGGCUUCCCACAAACGCGUGGCACUGAGCAAAGGUGGGUCUGCGAGUGAGCCUGUGGCGGCCGUUCCAUCCUCUUCGGUUUCUAGCGGUGGCUCGUCUCGUGCAUUGUCAGCCAGCAGCGGUGGAAUGUCGGAUUCGCAGAAGAAGGCGGAGAAAGAUGUCAGUCGGCAGCCGGGUGGUCCUGCGGCCGCAGACACCAGCCGCGGAGUGCCGCCGGCAGGGAAAGCGUCAGGGAAAAGCGACUCAGGAGUGGGGCCUAGGCAGGUGCCCAGAGACGCGCCAAGCAGUUUGUCGAACAGCAAGCCGCAAGCUCCUCACUCAAGCGGAGCGUCGGCGAAGGGCCAUGGCCACGCCCAUCCGUCGAGCACCGGGAGCGCUUCCACACCUAACUCUCGAUUGGGCUUCAAAGAGUCGGACUGGGGAUGGAAGGGCCGGGGAAGUGGAGGCGACCCAAGUCGAAAGAAACAACGCGCAGCUGUGGCUGCCCCGUCUUCCCGCGGCGACGAGGAGGACAGUAGCAGUAGCAGUAGUAGUGGUAGCAGCAGUAGCAGCAGCAGUGGCAGCAGUGACAGCAGUGAAGGCGAGAGCACUGCACGGAGUAAAAAUGGCCGAUCCAAAGACAUCGCGUCUCGGGGAAGCGAUGUCACAGGGGCCGCCGCGCUCGCGAGCACUCGCGCCAAGCGCCUCGCACUUGCUCCCCAGCGGAAGCGCCAGCAAGCCAGUUUCGGAGGUAGCGGGGGUUACGGAGGUGCCGAUGAGUUUACCCGCCGAGCCGAGUCUGGUGCUUCCGCAUCUUCUGCUCCGAAAAGUGAGAAGAAGGCAACCUCCGCGUCUCAACACCCGGGAGGAGAGGGCGUGAAGAAACUCUCAGGCGCCAACGCGCCCCGUGUGCCAAGCUCGAGCGCGGGGUCAGCAGCCACAUCGUGGGCUUCAGCGGGUCCAGGUGGGAAGUCCGCACCUCAGCAUCAGCGGCCAACUUCUGCGGUUGCUGAUCAAAAGAGCGGGGCAGAUCCGGGCUCUCGGGACGAGUCAGCGUCGAAAGCGGGAAGCCCGAGAGGGGGCGAUGGCGGCGGAGCGGCGAGAUCCGAGAAGAAGGUAUUGCCGGACGAGAUGCGACGGAAGUCGGUGGCCUCCAGUGCUUCAGGUUGGAGCUUAGCGUCUUCCAAGGGCUCUGCGGGAUUCUUGGGGACAGGAGACGCGAGUCACUCUCGCCCUGCCUUCGGAGAUUCCCACGCAGGUGAGGAGGGGCUGAGGCCUGCUAGUCGGGUCCUCGUCAAGGGAGAGAAGCAAGAGCGAGCAAGUAGCAGUUCAGGUCGAACAACAGGCAGCGUGAAGCAAGAGAAGGAUCAGACCGGGGGGAUAAUAUCGUCGGGCAGCCGUGCGGGUGGGGAUAGGAUUGUUGUGCCUCCGUCAACGGUCCAAGAAAAGAAUCCUUGGGGGGUGGAGGGCGCCGCUAGUUGCUCUCGGGACCAGUCCGCGGAUGGAGGCGGCGUCGAUGACAGUCACGGAGCGGGUGCCCCUUCCGACGACACGAAGCGCCGGGGGCCUUCCCCUCUUGGCAACGAGUCGCUGGCGGGUCCAGGGUGUCCACCUGGAGAUUCCUCGCGGAAGAAAGCUGAAGGGGAAGGCAGGAAGGGAGGAAGCCGCAGUCGGAGCACGUCACCGUCAGGGAUGACUGGCGCGGAAGCCUCGUCCAGUGGAGUGGGAAAAGGCAGUAAAGGUGGAGGGACCCACGCGGGAUCGGUCGAGAAGGGAAGCAAAGACAACGCUUCUGCCUUGCUCACAAAAGAGACGCAAACGGCAGGGAGGGCCGACGGUGCAUGCAAAGGAGCGGUGGGGGGUGCGGCACCUGGGCGCCAAACUGCAGGCAAAAGGGGAAACACUGGGCGCAGUGGAGGGCUCGGAUGUGGCGUCAUGGCGAGAACCCCUGUUCCAGAUUCGACUAGAGAGGGCCAAACAAGUUCCUCGGCUUCGCAUCGCGGAUCAGAACUCGCUGGAAGGUCGCAGCUUGGUGCAUCUAGUGCGGACAAUGCUUACGUCUCAGUGCAGUCCCGGUCUAGUCAGACCACGACUGUGCAUUCCAAAAGAACUCUUGUGGCCAGUGGGUCGGGCAACGAAUCAGCGGCUGGCGAAGAGGACGCGGGCGGUCGUGCAGGAAGGAGAGAAGUCGAGAGAGCGACCGCCUCAACGGGAAGUGGCCGCAGCGCUGGCGGGGCUGUCUCUUCCAACAGAGGUGCGCGGCAGCACCAGGCAGGUGAGGGUGUGGAGGACGCGAUUCCUCACAGGUCUGGAGGAUCUGAAAGAAUCGUUUCUGAGACGGAGUCCGUGAUGCAAGCGGGUGCGACGGCUCCAAGUGGAGGGAGCAAAGCAGUCCGCCGGACGCCAGCAGUAGUCGGGGAGUCCGUAGACGGGUCUGCAUCUGGGGGGAGUCCUGGCGCCGCUGAGAGAACAGUCACUUUUAGCCACCUUCCAGUCAGUUCAGACAGCCCUGCUGGCGUGGGAGGACCGGCCCCGCCGCAUGCGAGAGGGCCGAAGCUGCCCGCAGCUGCGUACCGCGUCUCGCCCUUGCGUCCACUUCAAGGACUGUAUCGGCAGAUACCUGCUGGUGGACCAGAAGCUGGAGAGGACGACGAAAAUGUCCUUUCCCCACCGUUGCCCUUGCUGGCUGUUGCCCGCUCGCUGGCGUCGCAGCCCUCCACGAGCACGCCGCUGCCCCCUGCUUCUUCGCGACAGGCUUCAAGCCCCAGUUCGUCAGUUCAGAGUCGAGAAGCAGGUGCGGGAUCGUUUCCCUGGGGUUCUUUAACGGAGGCGAUUGGCAACAGACAAAAAGACGAGUCGAGCAAACGCGCAGGCCCUUCGGAUCCGCACACAACAUAUGCAUGCAGAAAUGCCGUCACAGCGACCGGCGGGCCGAGUACCCAAGGGACCGGCUCGACUUCCGCAGGUGCGGGCGACCGAUCAGAGCUUUAUGCUCCUCUGACGCCGGCGGCCGGGUCGCGGGUGGGCAUGGCGAGCUACCAGCUGGUGGAGGAAAGCACCAAGAGUGUCAAAUCGUGCGGACAGACGGCUUUCGCAGAUUCCUCAAAUGUAGCAGGAAGUGCAGGCGCGACUUUUUCGCUGCCCUCUGACAGCAGCAAAGAGUACGCCGAGGCAUGCUGCAAUGUAGUCCCAACCCGGGACUGGCGCCGGUUGCUCCUGGGGAGCGGCGAAGGGACACAGGAAGAAAAAGUCCCAGGGGCUGGACCAGUCAAAAGCACGCCUGCGAGUUCAGGCGUGGCCACUUGUGUGAAAUCGAGUUUUGACAAACGACCUUCCACUUCUGAUGCAGAAAGCAAUGCUGAAGUUAAACAGGGAUUUGCCAUAGGAGAACCGAUGAACAAAGCCAGUGCGUCUGCGGCACGGCCACGGGAGCCUUCUCAUUUGCCGCUUCCGGAAGGGGUCCAGCAGCCGUUGCCGCUCAACGGGCGAUGGCUGACGAGCCUGUCAUGGAAGGCACAACUGCUUCGGAAGGUUUACAAUGCGGGACGGUCGUAGUCGGUUCUGGCGUGCGUCAGCCACGCAGAAAUGUUCGAACCGGGCCGGCGAAGAAGUGAACCCGAAGUAAACCUGGAGUCGAGUGGACCCUGCCGGAGCGAUCUGCUGGACGCCGUGGACUCCGGUUUUUUCGUACAGACGGGCGAUAUCCUGCCUGAACACUAGUCUUAAUCUUUCCCGGGACUGUCUUAGGGCAAACGUCGCUGCGGCUACUUGCUGAGGAAGCUUGAACGGCGGGUGUAAACAGUCUUCUGGGGAUUCAAGGGAAGUCAGUGUUUCUCGUCCGACGAUCCGUGUGUGUCUUCAGAGAUCAGGCAGGUGCUCGAGGACUGUUCGCAUUUAGCGGCGAGUUU
Molecule: messenger RNA, 4865 nt
Organism: Toxoplasma gondii ME49
Lineage: Eukaryota; Apicomplexa; Conoidasida; Eucoccidiorida; Sarcocystidae
Exons: 1
Coding region: 1-4512 (1503 amino acids)
Source: RefSeq, a predicted model, not a curated record